AUGCCAGCCCACGCUGCUAACAAGUCGAAGGGCAAAGCAACCACCCGGCGCCGCUCCUAUGACACCAGCCAAGGCGCCUCGCCCGCCCCCAAGCGGGCCCGUACUGCCAACUGGAGCAAGGAUCUUGGCACAGAUGGGAACUCUGCCGAGUACCAUCUUGUGCAGUGGCUCAUCAUGCGCAGUGGGGCUUCCAUGAGAAACCCCACCAUCUUAUACCAGCAGUGGCAGGAUCACCCAGAGGACUCGGGGCGCAUACAAAGUAUCAAAGUCCUUCAAAGAUACGUUAAGGGAGGACUGUCUCACUCGCCCCCUACAUCCCCAAACGCUGCCACCUCUCGAAGUCACCCAGAUCAUUCACCUGAACGAAUCCCUCCUCUCACCACGCUGGAAGAUACUUUCAAAAAUGCUGUGUGGACGCCGACGCUCGUCAGCUCGUUCUCCUGCCCUUUUGUAAGACAUACUCCGCCUCCAGCUUCGGAUGCCCAGGAGUCUGCCGUGGACAUUUACUCUGGCGUCUCGAGUGAUGGGAAGACACUGAUAACUGACUGGAUUGAUUUCAUGGAGUGCAAACGCGUGAUCCCGGAUAGCUCCGCCCAGCGACAAAAGUCUCAAAAGACCCUUUGGAAGAGCGCGGAGGAGAGGUUCAGAUCCAAUCACGCCGGCGUCUUGGGGGAGUAA
This is a messenger RNA of Cryptococcus amylolentus CBS 6039, 678 nucleotides long. RefSeq lists its product as hypothetical. The record is from RefSeq and is a predicted model, not a curated record. Bases 1 to 678 code for a protein of 225 amino acids. Lineage: Eukaryota; Fungi; Basidiomycota; Tremellomycetes; Tremellales; Cryptococcaceae. The transcript has 5 exons.